Messenger RNA from Amoebophrya sp. A25, 7316 nucleotides. The record is from the annotation of a GenBank genome assembly. NCBI's taxonomy places the organism in Eukaryota, Dinophyceae, Syndiniales, Amoebophryaceae.
AAGAUGAAAAGGGCGCAGCGAGCCAGCGAGACUUGGCCUAAAGCUAAAGGACUUUUUCCCCCAUCCCUUCCUCCUCUACUUCCCUUCCCCGCACCCUCCGCGAUACUAAAAAACGAAAAUAUAAUUGAUGAGUGCAAUCCCGACCUCGCUUGGAAUUGUGUAUAAUUUCUUGCGUACCGAACAAGCUGAAGAAUCAUUUAAUAUUCAUGAUUUUUUCUGCAUAAGUAUCUUCAUUGUCCUUCAGCUACUUGCGUCCUUGCGCCGGCUAUUCAGUACGAGAAUUGCACGUUUUGGCUUUCUAGCCCAUCUUCUCGAAGUCUGUCUUCGCAAUAUUAUCUAUUUUUCAUCUCGAUUUGGGUCAUUGCUUUUUUGUUUCAUUUUGUCCAUGACAUUGCAUAAGAUAAUUGAGUACAUCAGUUUGAAAGUCACUCGGUAAUACUGCAAAAAGAGCGGACAAAUAUGACGGUAAGCACCCUCGUGCCUUUACUUGGAUUUUCGUUCUGGGUCCAUGCGCCUUCUUUGCAAAGGUGUGCGUAGAUUCGUUGCAAGAAAGGCUUACUCUGCUAUCUGAACACCGUCACCAUGACUUCGCUUCAUCCCGACGAGGCCAUGGGACUGCGACAAAGAGGUGCGCAGAAGAUUGCCAAAGAUGACGUUGCCCGGGGUCCAGACGCCACCAUCACGGGAGUAAAGAUCGAUCUGCAACGACAACAGGAGGACGUUGAAGGUAAAAAUGUACUUUUAUCUCUUGGCGCAGAAGCAGAAGGUUCGGAGGAAAAUUCGCCCACGCCAAGCAUGUUGAUGAACAAGGAGGCCUUUCGAGCACGACGGUUGAAGAGUGUGCUUGAGGAAGAAUUCUUUAUCGACAACAGUUAUGGUCUGGCGUACGCCCGCACGACCGCACAGGAAUUGUAAAUAUACAUAGUACAACUUUGGUAUUGGUUCUUGUUUCCCACUGCUUGUGCUACCUCAAGAUGCUCGUGCGUAGUUUGAGUGGCCACUUCUAUCUCUUUGAUUUGCAAAAAAUCCACUAGGCAGUUACAGGAAAUUGUCCGCAAUAUGUAACGAGUUGUACUUCCAAGUAGGCUGCUAGAGCUAGUGAAAUUCAACUAGUACGUUUUUUUACUACGACUAGACCAUCGGAACAGAAAAUGUCGUGAGCCUUGUUUCUAAAUAACUGUGUCGCCAAAUGGAGGAAGCGUUAAAGCCACAUUGCCGAUGAAUAAGCCUGCGCUUGACGAUGAAAAGGAAGUUCGCACAUUCACGGCGACUUUUCUACGAAGUGAGCGACAUUUUACGGUGAAGAAACGUGUCUUGUAUGGUUUGUUGAUAACGGCUGCUGUGAUAGAUCUGGACGUAGCGUAUAUGCUUUUCGGACGCUUUGGCUGCGCGUGUGCCGCCAUAUGGACAACAUAUCUAGGCGUCUGGCUGUGGCCUGGCAAAGUCGGUCAAUGGUCAGGUAACGACCGCUUGCAAGUACGAGCUAUCCUCUUGUUCUUCUUGACCGCGCUGAACACGAUACUCACAUUCUCGUUUUGGCUCGUUUUCUGCGCGGAUCGCUGGCUGCUUAGGUACUUUUCUUUGAUGUCCUCUUGUUGUUGGAUACUUGUUACUUCUGACGACGCACAGGCACAUUCUUUUUCUUAGUCUUUCAUCAAAUGCUUGUACUUCUGUUGCUCGAGGUGGAGGGAGUACAAGGAUGGAGUGAUUAUCAUUCAUGCGUAGCUACAGCUAUUACUAUAAUUUGCCACGUGGUACGCUUAUCUAUUUGUGUCUCCGGAUAAAAAAGUAUUUGAUUUCCAACCUCAUGCACUGACUUGUUACUUAAAGUCUGGAUCUGAAACUACACUACUUUUGACACAGACACGAUCUUCUUCUUCCUUGUUGAUCAUUAUAUAUGUUCCAGGGCUCAGGGCUGGAGGCCCCCCCCCCGAUCUAACUUUUUGAGGGGGGGCCUGCCAGCCCCGGCCCCUCGUUUCGAGGGAUUGCCUGGCGGGAAGGGGUCAGAAGUGGGCACUUCUGACCCCUUCCCGCUUCUUGCCUGUACCCUAGAGCGCCACCAAACCGCAGGGCGUUGAAGCUGGCAAAGGAGGCAAGGCAGGGCCCCGCUGCCUUGUUGCCUGUACCCUCCAGACCUGGCAAAGGUGGCAAAGGCAGGGCCCCGCUGCCUUGUUGCGUGCACCCUACAGACCUGGCAAAGGUGGCAAAGGCAGGGCCCCGCUGCCUUGUUGCAUGUACCCUAAAGACCUGGCAAUGGUGGCAAAGACUUGGCCCGCUUGUCGUGUUGCGUGUACCCUACAGACCUGGCAAAGAUGGCAAGGCUGGCGCCCUCUGGCGUGUUGCGGUACCCGACAGAGCUGGCAGAGGAGGCAAGGCGGGACCCACCCCCUUGGCGUGCUGCAUGUGGCUAACCCUACAGACCAGGCAAAGGCGGCCAGGCUGGACCCCUCUGGCGUGGUCCACCACAGACCCAGCCACAGGGGGGGGCUCCCUCCCUGGUACAUAUAUAAAUAUAACUCAUAUUUAGUUAUUGAUGUGCUCAUCGUUACAUUACAACAAGAAAGACAACAUUAAAAGCCGGCAAUGGGAUGAAUAAGUAUGUUGUUUAUCAUUUUUUGUAAUUAAUUUGACUCGUCAGGUUUUUAACCCUGGCAAUGACGAUAUCUACUCCGCAAGAAGCGGAAGCAACCAGCCAAAGUAUUGUCAAUUUCGUUGGUCCCAUGAGGCUCUGUUUUUUUGGGUACGUAUCCUGGAUCUUCUUCAUUGAUCAUGGUGCCUCAACCGGCUGGUUCGAAGCAAAAAAGAGUGGUGAAGACAUGCCAAAAGAUAUAUUCAACGAUCAUGAAGCAUCUGUGGCAGAACCACAAGUAGAUUCACCUUUUUUAUGGGUAGUCGAUCAUGAUCGCUUAUGAGAUAUCCUGAGUGGAUUAGAUUCCCCCUGAAGAUUUCAAGAAAAUGAAACCAAGGGGAAUGGACACACGGAGGCCACGCAUAGUGUUGAUUGAGAUUGACUACCUUUAAAUUUAAUAUCUGGCGGAACAAACAAACUACAAAACAAGAAUCUUAACUGCAACGACGAACCCGGAGGUCGUAGACUACAGUUUCGGCGAGGUCGAGGUGCUGCUCGUGCUGAUCAAGAACGAAAACUUGCAGACGAUGUUGAAGUAGACGACGAAAAUCAAAAUGACUUAGAUAUAGAAGAUCAAGAUUCCUCGCAGCUGACUGUGGACGGUUACGAAGACCUAGAAGAAGAGGAGGAUCGAAGAGAGCAAUUACGGUACAUGCUGAGCACGGGAGGAAACGGCUCAAGCGUAGAUGAGUGGAUAGCUGAAGGCGAUUCCGAUUGUCGAGGUGACAUUGAGGGGCUUAGCACGGCUGCGCCCUCCUCAGAGAAUUCACCAUUGACAGACACUCCUUCUGACGCGGCGAGUGUGGUCCUCGCAAAAAAGCCGAGGAGUAGGGAAAUUCUUGGAACUUCAAGAGGGAGAACUUUUUUAAGAACAGAAGAGGAAAAGGAUCCACCAGCAGAGGCCGGCGUGGAAGGAAAAGUAGGCACAUCGACAUCACCAUCAGCAACUACUAGUUGUACAAGAUCAUCAUCUUCAUCACCAUCGUCGUCCACAGCAGCUCGUCGUGUCUCCUCACGUCGCGGAUCUAUCUCCGCAUCUGUCGUUUCAGUCGCUUCGGACGUUUCCUCCGUGUCAUCAAAAGAAAGCGGUGGACCAGAAAGUGCAAACACGAUAGUAGGUGGGAGUGUGCGAACUGCGUGGAGCCUCUUUUGUUACGUCUUGUCAGAAAUAUGGAGUCGUGUCUUUCAUCCACGAAAAUACGACAGACACUGUCCUUCCUGCCGAAGGCGUCGCGUCUACAGGCACGCGGCGAUGUAUUUUCCGGUGAAGGUAAUAAUUAUACUCUCUUAGGUUUUUUAUCUUCAACAACUUCUACUCGCAGUUUCUUCUAUCUAAUGUAUAAUUUGAAGUACAAAUAGUUGUAGCCGCCCCUGCUGCUUUUCAGUGAUGUUCGUCCACGAAGACAGAAACAUCCAAAUCCUCUCUUGCCUGCAUGUGCAUGCGUAGGGUACUUAAUUUCCAACUAGUACUGCACUCUGGAACCUCUACUUUACUCUCCACGCAAAAACAACCGCAUCUCGUCUUAGCGAACUCGUUGCACAACGUGCCUCAACACUGCAGCUCCAAAUGUACUUUGUUCAGCUAACGCGCACAUGCAAGCUAGAUCCGAGCAAGGCUUACAUGUUUGGAUACCACCCACACGGCAUCCUGUCAGUCGGCGCAUUGCUGAAUUUUUCCACCUUCGCCACCGGUUUCGAUCUUCUCUUCCCUGGUAUCGACGUGCGGUUACUGACCAUGAAGAUCAACUUUCAGAUACCUUUCUGGCGGGAGUUCUUGCUAGCACUAGGCUUGCAGGACGUAUCAGCACAGAGUAUCACGAAUAAUCUGAGGCGAGGAAAGAGCGUGGCGCUUGUUCCAGGAGGAGCGAAAGAAUCGCUAGAAUCCGAUAUUGGCAAUAACGUCUUGGUAUUUCGUUUUCGAUAUGAUUCAAACGCAAAGAUCGUUGUUGUUGUAGUUGUUGUACUUAAUUAUAUUAGAGCUUACAACAAUUCAUCUUGGAAGUCAUCUUUGACGUAUUUCCCCCUUGAAAACGUGUCAGGGAUGCCUCUUAAGAUGAAUUACGGCAAGUCUUAAUUAUAAUAAUUUGUAUACCUAAUCCUAAAAAUCAAAACUUACACCAAUUCCAAGUACAACUCUAGUAGUACUAGUAGGGGACGAUGAAGCUAGAUGCCACCAACAUCUUGGAAGCAAUGGCAGUAGCUUUUACAACACGCCCAUUUGUAUGCAUGCAUCUUUAAAUGCACUUAGAAUUGGAGCGGGAACUCGUCGCACACGCAUAGGAGCAAUCUUUUCUUAAUAGAUUCACUGCGAAGUAAGAGCAUCUUCCGUGGUUGAUCUGCUAUCUUCGACCUCCAGAUUCUUGAAAACCGAAAAGGCUUUGUCAAGUACGCGUUAAAAAAUGGCGCCAGCCUAGUCCCAGUCUACAGUUUUGGGGAAACGGACCUUUAUCAGACUGUAGAGCUUACCGGCAGAGCCAAAGAGUGGCAGGACUGGCUGCAAAAAAAAAUGGGUUUCGCGUUGCCCCUCAUUGCCGGCCGAAGUCUAACAGGCGGAAUCUUUUACAAACUCUUCGGAUUCAAAAAAGGUACAACAGUCUCUCAUAGAUAUUUUUCGGAUAGCAAGACUUAUAUAACGCGGCUUUUUACUUUUACUUGGGCUUGGCAAUGAAUGGUUAGUUUGUGAGAGUGUUAGAUAACCAUCGGAAAUUGCUUUUACUUACGUGAAGAACGUGAUGAAGAUGAUCUGAUCAUGAUCCUCCUCCUGUGCAACUAGAGCCACAAUUGUGCUGCUUGAUCUCGUAGCAUAGCUGUUGUCACGCGAAUUUCCUUCCAGGGCUCUUUCCGUUUCGGACGCCGGUGCACUCCGUAGUGGGAAAGCCCAUCCCUUGUCCGCGAACUCCUGAGCCUUCUCAAGAAAUGAUAAAUCUUUACCACGAGAAGUACACAGCUGAGCUCCAGCGCAUCUUUAAGGCUCUACUGACUAAUCCAUCUUGAAGAGAAGCAUCUUGACUUUUCUUGUAGAAAUAUUGGUAUACAGACAUCAUUUCAUAAAGUUAAAUAAAGAACAACUCCUACUCCUCCUCAAGGAGAAUGAAGGUGAUAAAAGUGGUAAGGAAGUAGAGGAAGAUGAGUGGCCAUUUUAUUUUCAGUUAAACGUUAUAGUUGAGCAGCUCCUCCAGCUCCUCUAACUUUUACAAGGAAUGGGCACCUAUAUACGAAGACGCGAAGCAACUACGAUUCGAAGAGAUGGAAAGAAACGCAGCACGCCGAAACCUCUUGAAGCAACAUCCAGGAACGAAGAAACUAACGCAAGUAGCUAGUGAAAUGAAAAUCAAGUAGAGUUUAUCUAAAGAUACUACAUAUUACUGCAUAGGGACGACGGAAUUAGACAACUACUUCUGGAUCGACCAGACUCCUACGAAUUCGUGAAAGUGGCAUAGCAGAAUCACAUCAGCUGGCGGGGAUUGAAAAAUUAGGAUCCGGUGUGCUAGUUGGCCAUAGGGCGCCCUUCAUCUCGACGAUGUUCCGACUGUUGAUCUGUGCUAGCGUGUCGCCGGUAGAAGUUUUUGGGAUGCUAGGGACUGAGAAAGACUUUUUGACGCGACGUUGUGAUGAUCCUUUUCUUGCACGUGCCAGAAGUGCGCUUUCGCACAAAACAAGGACUUCUGCGAAUAGAUUUUUUAGGCGACAUCGGAUUCCCUCGGGCGGUCGUCGCAGACCUUUCACAUAAUCGUAAACACAAGGCGUUGUACUAGUAGUCCUCUUCAACUCGGCGCUUAUUCGGGUUUAAGUACUCAGAUGCGGGAGAAAGUGAAGUUACGGUUACCAGGUCCGAGAUGGAGGUCCUUCUGCGAGAGGCAUAGGUGUCGUAGUAGUAGUUGUAUGUACAGCGGAUUUUGCCGGAAAAUAUUGAUCUUCUCCCAUGAUUUGCGCAUGCGGUCCUCGUUGUGGCAAAUCUACAUGCAGAAAAAAUGAACGAUAUAAUCUUACUGUGAAGAACAUGUACUUCAUCUCUCGCCUUGGAUAGACAGUCGAGUUUUUGAUCGAUUCUCUUGUAUUCUGACACUUGGUAUUCGUGGUUCUUGCUAUUGCAGCUCACUUUUCCUUGUAAAUGCAUUUUUGAAAAAAUGUCUUAUUAACGCAAACGCAUAUGAAUAUCCCCUAUAGUCGCACUUGUUGACUCAUCGUCUGAGUCAUGUAUUCGUUAGAUAGUCUGAGCAGUGACUUCUUAAUAUAAGUAAUCACGCUUUGACUUGGAUUAAUGUCGAUGAUCAAGCUCCUCGUUCUAAAAUUUAGAUUUCUUAAAUUGGCGGAGCAGGAGCACCAAAACCGGCUGCUGCUGUUGGAAGUGCCAAGGAAGGGCAAUCACUUGCUUCUUCUACCUGUCUUUUUCCCUGAUCACGGAUGUGGUGCAAGUUUUUGCUUCAAGCGAUCACUCAGAGCCCUCGCUAUAGGGUCAUUUUCCUAUCUUCUCCAGCACAGCCGUGGUGACUAAUUUGCGUUGCAUCGCAUAGCCUUAAAAGUAGAAUGUCUACUUUGUCUUCAGAGUGAGAUAUUACGACCGAAUUGAUGAAAGUUGAAGUUUUUGCUUCUGGUAACGAGUCCAUGAGUGACCAUGAGAAAAUACAAACGAUUAUAGCUGUGGUAGAGAAUCAAUCUUCCAUUAAGUCGGACGCUUUGAAGAAAA